GUUUGAUUCGAAAAUUAUCGCGUCGGCAUCGGCGGCUCCGCAAUUUGUUUAAAAUAUUUGAAUUUCCUUGUACAAAAUAAUAUUUAAAAAGCUACUUGUGUGUUUGGUGUUUUUUUUUCUGCAAAAAUAUUUAAAAGAGAUUUGAGCGAUACCCAAAUGCUAAGCAAAAUGUCGCAACCAAAUAAUGCAGCUGGAGGAGGAGCUGCAGGAGCAGCUCCCUCAGGACGUCGCCUACCCUUAAGUUUGAGUGGUUCUGGUAGUGGUGGUGGUGCCAGUGCAGUAUCUCGUCUCCAGCAGCCGGGAUCGGGCGGCACCAAUGGUCGUUCAAAUAGCCCUCAAACUGGCGCCAAGAAGGUGGCAGAGCAAUCUGCCUCCGUUGCAGUAGGAGCUGGACCAAUUGUGUCACUUAAAAAGACCAGCACAAGUCAAUUGCGUUCGUCAUCAUCGUCGUCGUCCAAAGAUGAGGAUAAAAACAAUCAAAAUGGUGUUCAGAAAUCAUCUACAAAUGGCAAAGAAAAGACACCACAAAAUGGUGGUAACAAUGCCUUUACCACGACCAAGGAACAAAAAGAGCAAAAAACCAAGGAGAAGGUGGAUAAAGUAGCAGAGAAAAAGGAAAGCGCUAAACCAUCAAGCCAGGAGGUGGCCAAUACAAAGUUGUCCUCAUCAUCUCAAAAGGACGCCAAAAAAUUGCCUAUGGAGACUGAGAUCCCAGCUGUUGCUCCUCCAGCUUCAAAACCUGUGAGCGAUGAUGUGAUCGUGGUAUUGGAGGACACAAAGCCAUCACAGGUGCCGGCUCCGUUGCCCACCACUCCCACCAGUGAGCGAAAGUCCACACGAAAGACAGCUAACCAGAAAUCUCCAGUCUUGCCCAAGCAGCAAGGAUCAGGAUCCAUAUCAGCUUCACCACAGCAACAAAAGAAGCAAGAACAGCAACAGCAGCCGACUGAAUCAGAUGUUGCCGCUGCCGCUCUACCCAUGGAUGCAGAUGCAGAGAUGGAAUCGCUUCAAGUAGAUGCUUCACCCAUACGGAAAAGCAUCGAAAGUGUUGGUAGCCAAAAUGCUCAACCGGCAGCCACAUCCACGCCGGGACGCAAUCUUUUCGGCUUCCGUGCCAACAGCAAGCAGAUUAAUGAAGUGGAACUGGCCGCCCAGCCAUCCGUUUCGCCGGCCACUGCUCCAGCUCGUACAUUUGCUCAGAUUAGUGGCAGACGGAGCAUACGCCCAAUGAACUUUACCCCAUCCAAGGCAGGAAGCUAUCGUUGUAUUGCCAGCGAUUUGGAUACCUCCAACUGCACCAAUGUCAGCAUGAAUGCCACUGUGGGCUCUGAGAUCCCCAACAAUUCAUCAUUCUCGUUCUCAUUCUUUGGUCGUGGUCGCAAGCGAGAGCGUACUCCACCACCACCCUUGUCUGGGUCCCAGUCGGCCAACGAUUUGGCCCAGGAUGUGGAUAUGUCGCCACCAAAACGUGCUCGCUUCGAGUUUUUCAGCUUGAAUUUGGCCUCACCAUUCAGUUUGUUGCGUUCACGUUUCUCCAAGACGACCAUUAGCACACCCACGACACGCUUGCAUCUGGACGAGGACAAUGGAGAAGUGCAAAACGUUUCUGGCAUUAUUGUUGAGGAGGAGCAGCAGCAAUCGAAACUGAACACCAGUAAUGAGGAGCAGCCAACUAUAGGCCAAGAGGCUGGCCUGGAAACACCUAAGAAGGGUGGUUCACCGAUCAAAGAAGAUGCCACUGAUGAUGAGAAGAAGCAGCCGGAGCAGCAAGACGAAAAUCUUGAUGAGAAAGACCUGGCCAAGGGUGCUAUUGAACUUGAUGUCUCUGCUGCUACUGAUGAUUCGGUUGUCGAGACCGAAGGUCGAUCUCGUUGCUCCAUAAUGUAAACGAACCUUCCGUUAAGCUCUAGAAUUUAUAUGUCAAUCUUAUUAUUAUGUAUUUGUCCCUUUUUGUAAUUUGUGUUUCGAAAGAAAUUACUUGUAAAGGAGACCAAAUCCCAAGCCAACAACUGCCACUUGGCAUUCGAUCGUCAUUCCAAAAAUUUGGAAAUACUUUGCCAAGACUGGUUGCUGGUUGCGUUGAUUCCUCACUGGAUGGUUGUGUCCCUCCUGUAUUAAGGCCACGCAUAGCCAUCCACUGACGAAUCGCUUUUAUAUUAAGAUCAAACAUCAAUUAGAAAUAGAUCAGUACCCAGGAUGAAGUGGGUACACAAUACACAAUAUUACAACAUAUACAGAUAGAAAUCCCAGCAAACCUGUACAAGAAAAAUGUUUUACUCAACGUCUCGAUUUUUUGUCUCUUAUAUUCAUGCGAAAAAUAUUGUAAUUUGUUGUUUAAGUAAAAAAUAAACAAAAAUAAGAAAUUUAUAUCAGCAAAACAUGAUUUUGUAAAAAUGUAACGCUAACAUCAUUGAUAAAUAAAAGGCAUUUUAUAAUAAACAUCAA
Drosophila willistoni is the source of this 2445-nucleotide messenger RNA. RefSeq names its product nascent polypeptide-associated complex subunit alpha, muscle-specific form. NCBI's taxonomy places the organism in Eukaryota, Metazoa, Arthropoda, Insecta, Diptera, Drosophilidae. The transcript is spliced from 2 exons. The record is from RefSeq and is a predicted model, not a curated record. The coding region runs from base 157 to 1887 and encodes 576 amino acids.